AUGACGCAAUUGAAGGAUUGGUUCCAGAAUCACACGCGUGCUUCCACGAUGAGAAAGGGGCACUCAGCAGUCUUGUCCCUGAAGCAGAAGGUCAAGCGCAAGCCUGAGAACUGGCAAGCUUACAUGUUGACAUACUGGGAUCGCCUCAAGGAUGACUGGGACGCCACAUUCUCAUGUGAUGCCCUUGACUUCCCACCCAACACCAUCAUCACCAACUCUAUGAAGUUCUCCCACCACUGUGUCUACGCAAAGAGUCGGUACGAAGCCAUGCAGGAUGACCCCGAGGUGAAGAAGACCAUUCAGGAGUAUCACGAGGAGUUCGACGAGUCGAACACGCACGCGAGACUUCUGCAGCAAAAUAUUGACGCACUGCGGCAUACUGUGGAGAUGACGCUGGACGAAAUACAGCGUCAGAUGGGCAUGGUAGGCAUUUUUUUAGUAGGAGGUCCGGAGCCCAGGAGAGGAGGUGAUUUGAGAUGUGAUCAAAUGGGAACACAUACGAAGACGUACAAGAAAAACUUUAUGCAACACCUGUCUAGCUUCGACGAAGACGUCUCGAAACCUUUUGGGCAGUAUCUCGAGCUCAGCUUUCCUCUUCAGGCUCACCGCGAAGUAGUGUUACCCACUCCCAUUACUGCCAAUGCAUCUACCCCCGUGGUGUUCAUUUCCCAAGAUGAGUCGGCCACUGCGAUGUCCAAUGUGAACAGCGAUGCAGGAGGCUUAGUCAGCAAGUCUGCAUCAUCCAGCACCUCCAUGGUAGUGGCUACAGCAACAUCGACAUCCUCGCGAAUGGGAAACUCUGCCUCUGCCUCUGUGUCUGUGAACCCCUCGGUUGUGUCUUCCAUCUCAGCGAGUGCGUCUGUCUCCAUGCUCACUUCGGUGUCCGCAUCCGAUGGUCAGGUCACCGCGUCUGCCACAAUCUCAUCGCCAGCCCCCUCUCCUCAUCGCUCCAGUCCCUUGCCAUCCCUGCCGGCAACUCCGAUCUUGUGUAACCUGUCUGCCGAGCACGGCUUCGAACUCCCCAUGCAGCAGCGCAGGAAGGGUGGACUGCAGAAGCAGCAAGUCAAAGGGCUUCCGGCCUCUCGUCGCUCUAGCAGACUCACCUCUGACAUCGAGCCAACUAGUUCCGAGGCCAAAGGCCUCAUUGGCCAGCCCGUCGACUUUAUCCCCGCACAUGACCCUGCCCCCAUCGUUGACCCUGUCCCCGUGCAUUUUCCUGCGCCUGUCCUCGACCCUGUCCCUGCACAUGUCCCAGUCAUGCACAUCGACCCUGUCCCCGCGCAUGACCCUGCACCCGUCGUUGACCCUGUCCCCGCCCAUGUCCCGGCCGUGCACAUCGACCCUGUUCCCACCCAUGUCCCUGCACCUGUCCUUGACCCUGUCCCCGCCCAUGUCCCAGCCAUGCGCGUUGACCCUGUUCCCGCACAUCUCUCUGCGCCUGUCGGCUUGGUCCUCGCGCAUGCCCCUUCUGUGCACGUUGACUCUGUCUCUGCAUCUGUGCUCGCACAAGUCCCUGCCCUUGUCGUCGACCCUAUUCCAGUGUUCGUUGUCAACCCUGUCCCUGCGCGUGCCCCUGCUGUUCUCAACGAUGACAUGCUACCACCAUGGCUGCAGAAGGCACUUGGUCACCUGCGCACGCUGAAGGGAGUAUCUGGGUGGGAAGAUAUUCUAGUUCUUCUCGUCAUGCUCGAACAUCGGUCGGGUUACCCCAAAAAAAAGGCUCGCUACUCUAAGGACAUCUACAAGUACAGGCCGGACGCACUCAGUGCGUGGAUGGGUUACGGGCGCAAGUUCAACAGCCUACCCCAUGGCAUGGGAAAAGCAUCGGAAAUGCGGGUAGGAUUUCACGAGUGGUGGGCUGCCUUGCAGCCUGCCACUAGGGCUGCCAGUGAGUGGCCAUUCUCUCAAGACCGUGAUGCAUUAUGGGGCACAUGGGGUACCAUAGCGCAGGCAGGUGAUUUGGGAUUUUUUUUGAUCGUGAUGUAUCUCUGGUGGUGGGCUUCAGUGUUGGACAAUGACAACAAGCAGCGGCAGUUCUCGGAGGCAUUAUCGGAUGUGCGAUGGAUGCUGGAGGGGAUCGUGCAAGAUUUGGAGGCAGGGGCUUCUGACAUCACAGCGGGAUCUAUUUCAUCGAAACGCAAGUCUGAGACCCCACCAGCAUGCGCGGCAAAGCGAGCGAAACAGUAG
This is a messenger RNA of Sparassis crispa, 2187 nucleotides long. RefSeq lists its product as hypothetical. The transcript has 7 exons. The record is from RefSeq and is a predicted model, not a curated record. Lineage: Eukaryota; Fungi; Basidiomycota; Agaricomycetes; Polyporales; Sparassidaceae. Bases 1 to 2187 code for a protein of 728 amino acids.